Molecule: messenger RNA, 1877 nt
Organism: Neurospora tetrasperma FGSC 2508
Lineage: Eukaryota; Fungi; Ascomycota; Sordariomycetes; Sordariales; Sordariaceae
Exons: 3
Coding region: 98-1543 (481 amino acids)
Biological process (GO): proton transmembrane transport
Cellular component (GO): fungal-type vacuole membrane; vacuolar proton-transporting V-type ATPase, V1 domain
Molecular function (GO): proton-transporting ATPase activity, rotational mechanism
Source: RefSeq, a predicted model, not a curated record
CCUAACAACACCCCCGCGCCGAACCGACAGUCUUCAAACACACAGAAGCUGCCUCGAGCUCUCCGACUGAGCGCAUCAGCUUCGACACCUGUUCACCAUGUCCCUUGAUCCGCCAACCUAUCUCGCGUCGCUGCAAAGCAAUAUCCGUCAACGGCCAAUCCCGUGGGAUGGCGCCGUCCGCGCAGGCACUCUGACGGAGGAGCAGCUAGCAAAGAUCCGGGCUGUCGACAAAGUUAAACGGGAUGUGCGCAGACAAGUCAUCGAGGCCAACCUGGAUGGAUACAAGACACUCUUUGCUGGCAAUAAUGGACAGAGGAGCGUACUGGAAUUGGCAUCCAAGCGACCAGACGUGUGCCAGUACCUCCUCGUCUUGCUCAGCGACUUGCUAGACGAUGUUCCCGCUCUGUCGAAAGCUUUUUUCCAGUCUGAAGAUUCUAAUCCCUACAAGAACAUCCUGCCGCUUCUUGCGCAUUCGACCAACACCGAAGACCCAAUUCCUCUUCUGACCUCUAUAGUUCUCGUCCGUCUCAUGGCUGGCUCCAGAGAUGAAUCUACAGCUACGGCAGAGAAGGCAUUGCCCAUGCUGUUUAGCUAUCUUGCUUCCCUAACCAAGAACUCGGAUGCCGGACUGCAGGAUAUUGGCGUCCAAGAGUACUCGCAACUUCUCUACAGCCGUGUCUGCAGGCAGCAAUUCUGGAAGCAACGCAGCGAGACGGUCGGGCCGCUGAUCGACAUUCUACGUGCUGCUGCUGGUAUUUCCGGCGGUGAUGCCUCAGCUAAUCUGUGGAGCGGGACUACCGCCCCCCCAAGGAGCGGUUUCGAGGCCUCAGUUGGUGGCGGAGUCGGUCUACAGCUCCUCUACCAUGUGCUUCUUGUCCUGUGGCAGUUGAGUUUCGAGGCUGCGGAUAUCGGUGAUGAUUUGAACAAUGAAUACGACAUUGUGCUGCUCUAUACCCACCUUCUCCGACUUUCGCCCAAGGAAAAGACGACGCGACUCGUCAUCGCAACGCUUUACAAUUUGCUGUCGAAUAAUCAGAACUCUCUCCUCCCUACCGCCGUGCUGGCUCGCCUCCCCCAGUUUCUGCAGAACCUUUCGAGCCGGCAGUUUACGGAUCCAGAUCUAGUUGAAGACCGAGACAAGCUGCGGGAACUUGUUGAAGAGUACACCAAGACCAAAACGACAUUUGACGAGUACGUCGCCGAAGUCAACUCGGGUCAUCUCAGAUGGUCACCUCCUCAUCGCAGCUCUGUCUUUUGGGCGGAAAACGCUCGCAAGAUUCUGGACUACGAAAAUGGCGAGAUUGUGCGCAAGCUGGCCGAAAUCAUGCAGCAACCUUGGGAGAACGACAAGGCGGUGCUGGCGAUUGCAUGUAACGACGUUGGCUGCUUAGUUCGCGAAGUACCCGAGAAGCGGAGCCAGCUGGAGAGAUAUGGUCUCAAAAGACGAAUCAUGGAGUUAAUGGGCGAAGCUGAUGAAAAUGUCCGGUGGGAGAGCCUGCGUGCUCUUGGUGGAUGGUUGCAGUACAGCUUUGACACCAAGUGAUGGACGGGCAUGUUUCAGGGGUUGAUUGAAUGGAUGCAUUGCAUGAGAGCUUUAUGCUUACUACGACUACCGCAUUCCUAUUAGUGCAAGAAUGGUUUCACGAUGCGUUCAAUGACCGAUGGUGGUUCGUCUGAACCAUACCCAGCCACAUAAAGUCGGGGUGGAAGUGAGCACGGCCAUCACGACGGUUACUAACUGUAACCUUGGGGUUGCUCCCAAUUCAACAUGGCCUGAAUUUGUCCAUGUCAUGAGAUCUCUCUCCAGUUUUCAUACUUGCGGUGUUUGAUGAGUAUUGUCACCAGAUAUACAACCAUCGAGUUCGUCAAUUGUCAAG